ACGUACCACUGCUAGGAAGCGAGCCUCACUUCUUCGUCUGACCACCACUGACCUCCAGCGUAGGCAGCACCGGGAAGCAACCUCUCUGCUCAGGCUAGCAUGGGGAAGGUGUGCUGCAGCAGCGAGUCGGAGGAGGAGGCGGGGUUCAGCUUCCUGGGGCUCCUCGUCGCGGCCGUCAUCGCCCUGGUGUUCAUGCUCCUCUGCACCCCGCCGAAGCGGCGCUCCGUCACCAUCUACCCGUGCUGUUGAGGCUGAGGAGUCUCCAAGGAUCUCUGGUUGCUGGGAGGAAGGUUAUUCGGUUGUUCAUGGGAGAGAGCAGGCCAGGCAAUGGUCCCUGGUUUUCUUCGGUUCAGAAAAUAAUUUCUACUACUGAAUUGUAGGGCUCGUCGAAACUGUAAGCCAUGUUUUAUCGGUAUAUUAUUAGGCUGUCCAUCUCCAUCUGUAGCAUGAACUGAUACAUCUGGGGAAAAUAGAUAUCAUCAGACUUGUUAUGUUGUUUUCA
Molecule: messenger RNA, 502 nt
Organism: Triticum urartu
Lineage: Eukaryota; Viridiplantae; Streptophyta; Magnoliopsida; Poales; Poaceae
Source: RefSeq, a predicted model, not a curated record